This is a messenger RNA of Camellia sinensis, 1718 nucleotides long. The record is from RefSeq and is a predicted model, not a curated record. NCBI's taxonomy places the organism in Eukaryota, Viridiplantae, Streptophyta, Magnoliopsida, Ericales, Theaceae.
AUGGAAGAAAACAGUGAGGCUGCAAAUUUACCACUUGAAAGAGAGAUAUUAUUACCUGGGAAUAGAGACUCAGAUACACAAGAUACCUUAGAAGUAGAUGCACUGAAAGAUCCCGAUAGAACCAGACAAGAUCAAGCCUCUACCAAGGUUCAGGCUGCUUUCAGGGGUUAUUUGGUAAAUUUCACUCACUCAGAGUCUCAAAGCAAUAGUGUUGUUGCUGUGAAAAUUUGUUGCCUUUGCUUGGUUAUAGGCUUGUCGAGUAUUUUGGACCCUCAAAGGGAUAAUAAGGUUACAGGCACUUGUUCGUGGGCACUUAGUGAGGAGACAAAGCUGUUUCUACUCUACACUCUUCUUGCUUCAUCACCCAUUGUGCCUUUGUGCCACCAGUAUGAUACUACCGAACCGAAUUCAGUCCUAAACUGGCUAGAACGGUGGUCAGAAUCCCACUUGUGGGAACCGAUUCCCCAGCUAAAGAAAGUUCCUGGCUCAAAAUCCCAGAAGAAGCAGGGUAACCCCCAAACUGUUGACACUGAAACAGGCAAGGUAAAGCAGGGCUUUCGGAGGAACCCUCAUUCGAACCUUGAUCACAUCUUAACAAAAUCCACCUUUGAAAUUGAGAAAUUAAGAUGUAGCUUCCGGAAAGUUUCAAGCCAUCCAGCAGAAUCAGUGCAGGAACAUCCACAAAAUGAACUUGAGAAGGUCAAACGCAAUCUGAGAAAGAUUCAAAACCCUAAUACAGAGGGCACCGUUCAGUCGGAGAUUGACAUUGAGAAGCCAAAAUGUGGACAGGAGAGCAUUGGUGAUUCCACUGAGAAGAUAAAGAAAGAAUCAAGUGCCAGAGUGUCCAAACAGCCUGAUAUAGAAGCCACUCUGGAAACAUCAGUAGUGAAUGAGACAAUUGAUUAUUUACAUAAUGAUCAAACUCCAAUGGAACCCCAGCUUUUAGAGAGUAGUGGUAAAGAUGAGACUAUUCUUGCAAGAAACAGGGAGUUAAGCUCUAGAGAAAGUCUAGCUAUCGAUGAGAGCCAGAAAUCUCCCAGGAAGGUUUCUUCCUCAGCAAAGCAUGAACAUUCGGAGAAUGGGUUGCAAAACAAACCAACAUUGCCUAGUUAUAUGGCAGCAAAGCGAAACUGAGAGCGCAAGGCUCUCCAAGGCUUGGCCAAGAUAGUGUUGAGAAGCAAAAUCUCACUAGGCAUUAUUCUUUGCCACCUUCAACUAACAGCAAACAACUUCACCAUCACCAAGGGCAUAGAAACCAAUACAAGCAAGUGGCAAAGUUGGAAACAAAAGCGACAAAUCUUUGUUGUCAUCUAGAGAUGGAAAUGCCAAGGCUAUCCAAGCAGAAUGGCGACGAUUUUGAGGAAAAUCAGGGUCCAAAAAGGUUCCUGUAAGGAGUUAAAAAGUCCAUCGCCACUUCGAGGUUUGUUUGGUGGUGUAUAAUAAUGUUGUAGAAAGAAACCAUCAUAUAUUGACCUGUGCAAGUCUGUAACUAGGCAUGUGGUGUGCCAAAAGCCAUUCCGGGUUUUUCUCUGCAUUUGAGGUGUUUUGAGCGAUGAAGGUGUAUAUUGCAGGCUUGCGUCGUGCCAAACUUUUGAUUAAAUUUAGGAGUGGUUUAGAAUGAUUUAAAUAAGUGUACUUUUUAAUUUUUUUUAUCAAAUAUGGGUUAGGUAUGGGUUAAGUUUGAAUUGAUGUAUUAGAAAGGUGAUAUGAGUUAAAUA